Molecule: messenger RNA, 399 nt
Organism: Malassezia globosa CBS 7966
Lineage: Eukaryota; Fungi; Basidiomycota; Malasseziomycetes; Malasseziales; Malasseziaceae
Exons: 1
Coding region: 1-399 (132 amino acids)
Molecular function (GO): RNA nuclease activity; RNA binding
Source: RefSeq, a predicted model, not a curated record
AUGAAGUGUGUGGUGUUGUUAUCCCUGGCUUUUGCUGGAAUUUCGCUGGCAACGCCAGUUUAUCGCCGCAGUGGGGUUGCGCACUGUGGCGUGAACACUGGAGGCGACAUCAACGUAAGCUCGGCAGCUGAGCAAGCACGAAACGCGCCAACCGAUGACCAUGGACGCAGCUAUCCGCACCAAUUCAAGAACUACGAAGGCCUACCAAUGUCGAACGCUUGCAGCGGUGCAUCCAUGAUGCUGGAACUGCCUGUAUUUGCUGACGGGCACGCGUACAACAUUGCGCACGGUGAGAAGCCUGGUGCCGCCCGGGUGAUUUAUUCGGCCGAUGAUCAUUCACUUUGUGCUAUCGUUGCCCACGAUAGCAAUGACUCGAACUUCCAUCUGUGCUCUUACUAA